Messenger RNA from Penicillium cosmopolitanum, 1599 nucleotides. RefSeq lists its product as uncharacterized. Gene Ontology annotation, cellular component: membrane. The transcript has 5 exons. Gene Ontology annotation, biological process: transmembrane transport; carbohydrate transport. Lineage: Eukaryota; Fungi; Ascomycota; Eurotiomycetes; Eurotiales; Aspergillaceae. Gene Ontology annotation, molecular function: carbohydrate:proton symporter activity. The record is from RefSeq and is a predicted model, not a curated record. The coding region runs from base 1 to 1599 and encodes 532 amino acids.
AUGGGUCUUAUUUCAGAUACGAAACAAGCAAUCCAAGAUUCUCCAAAGGGAAUCUUCAAUUGGUAUGUGCUUGCAUGUACGUGCAUUUUCGCUUUCCCGGGAGUUGCGAAGGGCUUCGAUGAAGGAAACAUCGCCUCGAUCGUUGUCCAGUCGCACUUCAUGAAAGUCUUCGAACUCAAUCAGCAAUCCGAAGCAGAAUAUGCGAACACAAAGGGAUGGAUCGUUUCAAUUGCCACGGCAGGGGCAGUUUUUGGAUGCUUUGGAUGUCUUCCAAUUACUGAUCGGUUCGGACGACGAUGGGCUUUAUCCUUGGCAACGAUUAUCUAUAUCGCAGGAGUGCUAGGUCAGGGGCUCAAUGGAGGCAGUCUCUCAGGGCUCUAUGCUUCGAGAUUUGUUUCCGGUAUUGGAAUCGGUGCAACUACUGUCAUUCCUCCGAUGUACAUUGCAGAGAUUGCACCAAAGGCUAUCAGGGGUCUUUUGACUCUCCAAUAUGCAGCCUGUCAACAGUUAGGUGUUGUGUUCGGCUUCUUUAUCAAUUAUGGCGUCACGAAAACCUACUCCGGAUCAGACAAACAGUGGAUGCUACCUACUCUAUUGCAAUUACUCCCGGCGGUGAUUUGGGGUGCCGGUAUCUUCCUUUGUCCAGAAUCACCGCGCUGGCUUUUGUAUACCGGUCAGCGUGAUCAGGCGAUAGAUACGCUCUCAAAGCUACGCCAUCUCCCUGUCGACCAUGCAGCUCUACAGGCCGAGAUAUCUAUGAUGGAUGCCAGGAUACUUCACGAAACAGAGUCGGUCGGCAGUUCAAGUCAGUGGGAUCUCCUCAAAGAAACACUUAUCCCGGUCGAGAAUAGACGUCGCUUUUGUCUGAUAUUCAUGGCCACGCUAUUCUCACAAUGGUCUGGAGCCAACGCGAUCACGCAGUAUUCGCCAACUAUCUUUGGUUAUCUUGGCAUCGAUGGGGAUGAGUCAAAGUUUCUCGCCACAGGAAUUUAUGCGGUAGUAAAGUUCGUCAGCACGCUUGCUUUUGCUUUAUUCGUUGUAGACUUCAUCGGCCGGCGUCGAUCUUUGCUCACUGGCAUCAUCUUGCAAAUCGUUACCUUGGCAUAUGUGGGUGGUUACCUAGGAGCUACGAAGAGCUUCAGUGUGGACCGUAUCAGCAGCGAUCCAAACAUUUCCAGGGCAUCAACGGGCGCUAUCGUGGCUAUCUAUUUACAUGCCGUGGCGUGGAGUAUUGGCUGGUUCAGCAUUCCCUACUUGAUUGGGUCGGAGAUCUUCCCGACAAGAAUAAGGUCGUUCAAUAUGUCCAUCGCUAUGGGCUUCCAUUGGGCUUUCUAUUUCGGCUGUUCUCGGGCUAUGCCCAGCCUCCUUGCCGCAAGCCAGAAAUGGGGUGCUUUUGCGUUUUUCGUUUGUAUAUGCCUGAUGUCGCUGGUCUAUGUCUACUUCGCCAUGCCGGACACCACCGGACGAUCGUUGGACGCCCUGGACAGCCUAUUCCAGAGGCCAUGGUAUACUGUCCACAAAGUCGCGUACGCCAAGCAAGACGAAAUCCAGAUUGAGCAAGUGGGCAAGCUGCAGGUUGAGCACCUGGAGUCGGCUUGA